Necator americanus (New World hookworm) is the source of this 1440-nucleotide messenger RNA. RefSeq lists its product as uncharacterized. The transcript has 13 exons. Gene Ontology annotation, molecular function: metalloendopeptidase activity; zinc ion binding. Gene Ontology annotation, biological process: proteolysis; molting cycle, collagen and cuticulin-based cuticle. NCBI's taxonomy places the organism in Eukaryota, Metazoa, Nematoda, Chromadorea, Rhabditida, Ancylostomatidae. The coding region runs from base 1 to 1440 and encodes 479 amino acids. The record is from RefSeq and is a predicted model, not a curated record.
AUGAAGCUUCUACUCAUCACCAUACUCCUGGUCGCUUUCACCAUGGUGGGUGUAGCCGGAGGACGAAAAAAGACAUACAACAUCAAAAAAAUCUACAUGACACGUAGUAGAUUGAGAGAAAUGGGGGAUAAAAUUAAGAAAACUCUGGAGUUGUCGGCUGAAAUGACGGCAGAUCUGGUGAAGAGAACGAAGAACAUAAGACGUAUAAGACGAAGUAAAGUUGAAGGCGAAGAAGGUCCCAUUGAUGAAAUCAACAAGAAAACCGGUAUAAGAAAAUAUCUUUUCCAAGGAGAUAUCGUUCUCAACCGGGUACAAGAAGAAGAAAUAGUCAAUGAUAUCGAAGAAGCUAGUGCUAAGCGUACGAAACGACAAGCAUACAAGGAUAAGAACUAUCCGAGUACCUUAUGGUCUGAUGGAGUAGCGUAUUAUUUCGGAGCAGAUACUCCACCAAAAACAAAGAGAAUAUUCAAGAAGGCGGCUAAAGCUUGGGAAGAAAACACGUGUAUUGAUUUCCGAGAAGACGAGGAAGCUGAAGAUAGGCUUUACGUAUAUCCUGAAGAUGGAUGCUGGUCGUUUGUUGGUAGAGACGGAGGGGAACAAGCGUUGUCACUUGGAAAAGGAUGCGACACUGUUGGUAUUGCUGCUCACGAAAUAGGACAUGCGUUGGGAUUCUUCCACACUAUGUCUAGACACGAUCGUGAUGAAUACAUCACUAUUAACGUAAACAACGUUGAGCCUGAUUGGCUUGAUCAAUUCACAAAAGAGACAAAAAGAACAAAUGAAAAUUACGGGAUGAAGUACGACUAUGGAAGUAUAAUGCACUACGGAGGAAAUAGCGCUUCUAAGAACGAUGAGCCAACAAUGGUGCCUUUCGAUGUGGACUAUCAGGAGACGCUUGGUUCAGAGAUGAUAUCAUUCACCGAUCUCUCCAUGAUCAAUAGACAUUACGGAUGCAAAGCGAAAUGUGAAAGAAGAAAAUCUGCUAAAUGUGAGCAUGGUGGAUUUCCACAUCCACGCAACUGUUCUACUUGUAUUUGUCCUAGUGGCUACGGUGGAGCACUGUGUAAUGAAAGGCCGGACGGCUGCGGUAGUGUUCUGGAGGCAAAACCGAAAUGGACGAAACUUGUUGACGUUCUUGGAUCGGGAAAACUAACAAAGGAAGAUUACAAGAAGUGCAACUACUGGAUUGAGUCUCCUGAGAAUACAAAAAUUGAAGUGAAAUUAGUGAGAUUCCCAGAUGGUCUUGCUAUUGAUGGUUGCCAUUGGGCAGGUGUAGAGAUUAAAACUAAUAAGGAUCAAACACUUACUGGUUACAGAUUCUGCGCAAAAGAAGAUGCGGGUGUGACUCUCAAAUCACAUACUAAUCUGGUACCGAUUAUCACUUAUAAUAGAGCAUGGGAAACGAAGAUUGUGCUACAGUAUCGUUACGUUUCUAAAUGA